Messenger RNA from Ceratitis capitata (Mediterranean fruit fly), 1172 nucleotides. Its product is annotated as t-SNARE affecting a late Golgi compartment protein 1. The record is from RefSeq and is a predicted model, not a curated record. Gene Ontology annotation, molecular function: SNARE binding; SNAP receptor activity. Lineage: Eukaryota; Metazoa; Arthropoda; Insecta; Diptera; Tephritidae. Gene Ontology annotation, biological process: intracellular protein transport; vesicle fusion; vesicle-mediated transport. Gene Ontology annotation, cellular component: endomembrane system; SNARE complex; membrane. The transcript has 5 exons. The coding region runs from base 296 to 994 and encodes 232 amino acids.
CUACGUUGGAGUUACGUUGAUAAGUUUUGCUCAAUUCAGUGUUUCCUACGGUAAUCAGACUCGGACUGAGAAUACGUUCAAGAGUGUCUCCAGUAUAAGUUCUCUGGUAUCAUCUGUUUUGCAAAACAAAGUGAUAAACAUUUGGAUACGAGUGGCUCUUAUUUGUUUUUAUCUUUUGAUUUUUAUAAUUAGUUGGAAUAUUAAAGUCCUUCAAAAGCAUUCCUCUUCUGAAUUCGCGUUAGGAACGCAAGUGUUCUAUUUAAAAAAAUCAUACUUCUAACAUAUAUGCUUAAAUAUGUCACUACUGGAUGUUGACUCAUGGUCGAGGGAAUGCGAGUCAUGUGCGACGCUAAAUCAAGGUAUAUUGCUAAAGCUGGAGCAGCGGGAAAAACGACAAAAGAAUUCAGUGGAAUACAAUCGUCUUACAACCGCAAUACAAACCGAACUAAAACAAUUUGAGGGAGAAGUUAAAGAACUUAACCAAAAGCUGGGAUUAUUGGAAGGCGCACGGUCAAUAGAUCGCGAUGAGCUCUUUCGUCGAAGGCAACAAAUUGAUGCUCUGAAAAAUCAAUUCGCCUUGGUUAAUCGCAGAGCAACGCAGGAUACGCGGUGGGAGCGUGCCGAAUUAUUUGCUCAGUCGCCAAACGAUUCAACUAACGAACCAGCUACUUCAUCGCCUAUUACUGAUGAUAUAAAUGAUGUGAACACUCUAAAACAACGACAAAUUGAUAUAUUAGAACGCCAAAAUCGGGGCCUAGAAGUAUUAUCUCAGACAAUUUCAAGGCAAAGAAAUCUCGCUUCACAAUUAGGUCAAGAGGUGGAAAACCAAAAUGAUAUACUGGAUAAUUUAGCGGACACUAUGGAGAGAGUCGAUGCGCGUGUGCAUGUGGAAACGGGAAAUAUUGGAGAAAUAAAUCGUAAAGAUAGCACAUGGGGCUAUUGGCUGAUUAUAAUUUUAUUGUUUAUAGCCAUUGUUAUUACAGCACUAAUUUAAGUGCAUUUGUAUAGCAAAGUAAAGUACGGCACUUAUAAGAUGUCGCCAUAUUAUGUAAGAAAAUGUACACUAUUAUAUAACUGUGACCGUGUUUUGGAAAUCUGAUGGGGAAAAUUACGAAUGUAACAAAGGAUCAACUAUUUGAUGUCUGUAAAUAAAGAAUUGAUUUUAUAUGGUA